Messenger RNA from Marchantia polymorpha subsp. ruderalis, 2519 nucleotides. The record is from the annotation of a GenBank genome assembly. NCBI's taxonomy places the organism in Eukaryota, Viridiplantae, Streptophyta, Marchantiopsida, Marchantiales, Marchantiaceae.
GACUGGCAGCGGGCGGGGAUGGAGAUGAGAUGGAGAUGAGACGGACGUACAGUCCUGGGCGCCAUCACCUGGCGUCAGCGCGCGGAGCCACUGCGAUGCGUGGGCUGCUGCUCUGCUGCACAGCGUCCGCCGAAUCUCAACGAUCGAUCGGCUUGCGAGUACAACUGGGAUUUGAUAAAUGCCAUGGCCCUCGCGGCAGCACAGAUUCCGCCGCCCCAGUCACCAAAUCUUUUUCUCUCGUCUCGCGGCCCCGGACGCUGCUCGCAAUUUCUCGCCGCACGGAUCGAGAAAGUAGGUGCUCGCCUUUUCCCUUUCUCUGGAAUCGGCCUCUGAGCUCGCUCGCUCGCCUCUGAGCUGUGCGCAGGCCGGGCCCCAGGGCAACAGCAGGAGCUCGCGAGGUAGGGCAGGCCCGGGAAAGGACACCCGCGAGCUUUCUUCCACUGCCUCAGUGAGUGAUUGUGCGCUCGGAGGGUUCAGGGUUUGACUGGCGAGGCGAGCUCGCAGGAUUGCGCCCAGUCAGUCGAGUUGGUCCUCGGGUUCGUGAUCGAGUUCAGGUCUUGCGGCGACGACGACGAUAUCGUAUGCCUUCGACAUCCCGGUGCGCCUCGAAGGAAAGAGACUGACUAAUCAAGGGGUUGAAUUUAAUUCUUCUCUCCUCGUGGUAAGUUGCUAGAGACGAGUACGAUGGCUAGCGCUCAAGCCGAACCGCAGAGCCAGACCGCACCGCAGACAGAGGAGACCCAGCAAGAGCAGUCGGGCCCUACGGCAUUGCCGCAGGAGACCGAGUCGGGCGAGCCUGCCGUGCAGAUUGAAAGCCGCCAGACUUCGGCCCAUCAGGAGUCAGCGUCGGCGGAAGAGCCUCGAAAGAACGAGGAGCCUCAAACUGCCGGAGAGAAUGAGAAACCGGUGGAGGCGUCACAGCCAGAAGCGGACAUGCAGGAGCCUGAAGACUCCAAGGUACAAAACUCAAGCUCCCAAGAGCACGGUGACUCUGCCCCAGCUCAAGGAGUAGCUUCAAAGUCCCCCGAGUCCGCGCAAUUGCGAGCUCGAAGACUUGCUAUUGAGGCUGCGGAGGCUCAAGAAGCUGCUCAGCGGGCCGCGAAGUUGGCCGCUGAGAAACAAAUUCAAGCGCUAGAGGCAGCCAAGGAAGCUGUCGAUGAGAUACACGCCGAACACGAAGCAGCCAAAGCUGCAGCGUUGCACGAAGUCGAAGAGGUUGAGGAGCGGGCGAGCAAACAACAAAAAUUGUCGGCUGAAUCUUCGCAAGAAGAGUUGCAAGGAUUUUUGCAGAACACUAUAGAAACCUCGCUCCGUCAAGCCGCGGAUCUGAAAGGUGCUUCUGCACACCACUCGAGCCAGUCCACAAACGGUGCCGAGGCUUCAAAAGGACAGAAUUCUGGUGGUCAAGGUCUCGAUGCCUUUCAAACAGCUGCUAGGCAAUUCGCGGUCGAAGCGAACGAGACAUUGCAAAACAUGAUGCAGUCUACGAUCGAUAAGACGGUCGCUGAGAUGUCUUCGCCGAAGCGCGAUCAAGACAACUCUCUGGCCGAACAACCGAUGAAUCCAGGCCAAGAUUCUGAACUACCGACGGGACCAGAAACUCCAACACAAGCAGGUCCUCAAAUGUGUACUCAAGUCCCAGCAGCAGUGCCCGCUCAAGCUCCUGUGGCCUUGAAUGGGACCCCAGUUAAUACGCUGGACCCAAAUGCAAUCCAGCCACCGAAUCCUUUCUCCAACGCGCCUAUUCUUGCGGGCACUGAACCCGUUCCUUUCCAAAAUGCGGCGAACAACUUUUUGGGUAAAUCGCCGGAAGUCGACACCUUCAGGACUACACCGGAGAAUCAGCCGACUGAGCAAGGUCCGGCUCCAAUGCAAGUUGGCUAGAAUUAUGUGAUACAGAAGUUCUGUAUAAUUGCCUUGACGUUGCACGGCAGCGUUAUGAUGUCCUCGAAAUGGGAAAGUCGCAUUUGAUUUCGCUGUUGAUUGGAUGAAGACCAGAGCAUUAAUUCUGGGAUCAGUGAUACAUCCGAGUAACAUUUCACGCGAGCAGAAAGCAAGAGGAUCGGGUAGACAAUUCGGGGUGGGCAAAAGCUUACUCCAGUUUUUGGUCCAGUGAGGUCAACUGUUGGUGCCUUUAAGCAUGGGGAACAAGUCCCAAGUAGAGAGAAUGUAGCCUCUGGUAACACCCAUCGGUUAGCAGAGUAGUUCGUGAUUUGGGAUUAGUGCUUUCGCAGUCGGAGAAUUGGCCACCAGGAGUUGAAGGGCGGGAAGUUGUGAUCACCAAGUCGCUGCAAUUUUUCACCAAGUUAGAGUCGAGUCUUUUUAAACGUAUAGCGCAACAGAAUUUGUUGUAACAUCAAGAUACGAAACUUUCAGUUGCUAAUACCUCAAUUUCAUUGCAGUUCCGGCUCCAAUCUGAACACAUGCAUGAUACCCGAGUGGGGCAGUUGCCCAGUUUUGUGUCGAGGUUUUACUUGGCAUGUAACAGAUAUUGCAUUGUAAAGCCAACGGUUUUGUUC